GUGAACUCCAAAACCUGCCCUGAUUAGCACCUGUACCAACACCGCUGUCACGAGCGACGUGGUCACGAGAGACAAGUUUAACAUGUUGAUUCCAGGUCUAUACUAGAAUCACAAGAUAUUGAAGAAAAGAGAAAAACGUGCAAAGGUGUGGGCAGGGUCUGGGGUUUUAACCCAGAGCCUUGUGCGGCCAGUGCGGUGGAUCCUCCACGUGCACGCAGCAGUUCCAGUGCUGGCCAUCCCAGACCCUGUCCGCCAGUGCCGUAACAACCGCAAGGAUGGAAUUUAUGUUAAGUGGGUAUGACAGCGCCUCUGUUGGCGCCGCUGACGACGACAAUGACAACUUGUUGGAAGUCCGUGCCCUGGGCCGCCCAUUCACCGGCUUUGCCCAUUCACUGGGCCGUUCCAUUACCGGCACUCCCUUCCAGACUCUGGAUCCGGCAGAGGAUGAGAUUAUCGGAGACACCAGCAUCAACAGACCUCGUAGCCUCUUCAGUGGGCGCGAGAGACCGGUCAUCAUUGACCCAGACCUGCCGCGGCGGUGGCUACGUAGCUGUUUGGAAGACCACAAGGAUAUUUGUCCUCUGAAUAGGAGGCAAAACAGAACGGCUUCUACCUUUCGCCUUAUCGAUACGAGCACCAAAGCAGUUGUUGAGUUCAGAGGCCAUCGUCUUGGGGAUAUCCAGUACGUAGCUCUAAGCUGUAUAUGGGGUAACGGGCACAAAAUUACCCCGAGGCAUGACACUGUCACGCAGCUACAGUUGACUGGUUCAUUACCAGUAGCUGGACCGCAGACAGUCUUGGAUGCGAUCAAAUUUACCUCUGACAUGGGCAUCCGCUACCUCUGGGUGGACGCUUUCUGCAUCAUCCAGGACGACGAAAAUGACAAAGCCGCCCAGCUCCAGCUUAUGGCUGAGAUCUAUCAGUAUGCCCUCUUCACAAUCGUGGCUGCUGCUGGCAACAACGCACAAGCAGGACUUCCAGGCAUCAGCAUACCCAGGGAAGCCGUUCAACAAAAAGUGUUGGUGAAGAAAGCAGAGAGUCCAGAACUGGCGCCCAUAUGGCUCAUUUCGACACUAGCACCGCGGGACAAGAUGAGAGAGUAUGCUUGGUCUACCCGUGGAUGGACACUGCAAGAAAAAGUCUUGUCCCGACGCGUCCUCACCUUCACCGACAAGCGAUUGCUAUGGAGAUGUCGACAGUGCAAAAAGUGGGAGGAGAUUGACACAGAAACUGCCAGCGACUUAUCUUGCUCUCUCCGAUACGAGGGAACUGGAGGUCGCAGCCUCGACCUCGACCCCUUUAUGGAACCCAACCCAUCACGCAUCGGUCAAGCAGAGAUCACAGCAUCCCCAUGGCAAAACUUAUCCUCCUUGAUAUCCGAAUUUGCACGUCGGGAUCUUAUCGUACAAGGAGAUGCCCACGACGCCGCCUCCGCCAUCCUCAGAGAGUACACCAUCCAAACGGGCGUACAGUUCCUAUGGGGUCUACCUGCUGAUGCUCGCUUUGAGCUUGCUUUGUGUUGGCAUUACACCACCAAGCCCUCCGAAUUAGAUCCGCAUGCAGGGAAACCGCUUAGACGGCGCCAGGAGUAUACGACCUUGCCCACUACCUCUUUGCAGCAGAGGCGUUCCCGAGCUGGUCGUGGCUGGGGUGGAGAGGGCCGAUUGAUUUGCCGGAUUUGGAUUAUUCCCAAGUGUUGGUUUCACCAAGCUGACAGUCAAAACACAAGGCCCGAAGAUAUCGAGACGCCCAUCGUCGCCUAUGUACUCAAAAACACGCCUCUCGAGCUCGUCAGGACGUCAACUCUCACACCAGAGGCAGAUACACAUGCACCAACCAGCCACAAACAAAACGACGAUCCAGACGCAUCGCUAGUAACCCUCGACAUGAUCGUCACAGAAUUACCAGACCUUACCUUCGACCGCCUCUCCCUCAUCCCCGACGAUCAAAUCCUCUUCUUCUGGGCCGAAACCGCCCACUUCUUUCUCUCACCUCUAUCAAAGUCGAACCAUUCCUCAGAUCGCGGUAGACCAAUCUACGACGAGAAGGGCGAAUACUGUGGGGAUGUGGGACCGUUACCAGGGGCAGUUGGGGCAGUUGACGAUGAUGCAGAUGAGGAGGACGACUUUGGUCGGGACAGCUCAUCAGCAAGGGAUGCCAAGGGCACCAGCACGAGCACCAGCAACAACAAUCAGCGAGCCGAGUUCAUCGCCCUCCGUCGUUUCACCUACAUUUGUCUUGUUCUCCAGGUCGAGAGGCGGGAAGGAAUCGUGUACAGGCGACCGAACUCGGUGAUUUGCUCUCCUCUCCUGUUCAUGCUGCAUACCCGACUGUUUCAUCUGGGCGUAUGGAUUGAGAGCAUGAACAAGCGACACAGCAAAUUGUUGGAUGCAGCCCCUGGUGGUAUGCAAUGUGAAUAA
Molecule: messenger RNA, 2420 nt
Organism: Neurospora tetraspora
Lineage: Eukaryota; Fungi; Ascomycota; Sordariomycetes; Sordariales; Sordariaceae
Product: heterokaryon incompatibility protein-domain-containing protein
Exons: 5
Coding region: 276-2420 (714 amino acids)
Source: RefSeq, a predicted model, not a curated record